GUAUGGCUGGCGAGUUCAGGGGCAAAGUCGGUGUGAAUGCGCUCUGGCCACGUACCGCCAUCGCAACAGCAGCCGUCCAGAACCUCCUAGGAGGAGACGAGAUCACCAACAUGUCGCGCAAGCCUGAGAUCAUGGGAGAUGCAGCGUAUAGCAUACUUACACGUGAUAUGAGUAUUUGCACGGGUAACUUCUUUGUCGACGAUGAGGUGAUGUAUUCGGAGGGUGUUCGAGAUCUGGACAAGUAUGCGGUCAAACCGGGAACGAAGCUGGCGCCAGACUUCUUUGUUGAGCCUGUAGAUGAAUAGGCCAUGUGUGCGUGGAGACUUCUUUGAUACUGUGGGUGAGCAGGCACGUACAUAAAUGGAUCUGAAUACAUAUUUAAUGUGUAUAGGUUUUUUUAGUCGUCUAUAAGGGGAUAUGUCGUGCAGCAAUAUUAAUGAGUAUGCAGCCAAACUGGAGCUAACGUUCAUGCCAGAUUUCAAGUUGAAUUCGGUAUAUAUGGUCCUGGAUAAAUGGACUAUACUUGUGCAUACGCUGAACUAGCACUGUAUUUGAACAAACACAUAUAAUACGA
Messenger RNA from Sphaeroforma arctica JP610, 574 nucleotides. RefSeq lists its product as hypothetical. The record is from RefSeq and is a predicted model, not a curated record. The transcript has a single exon. The annotation marks the transcript as partial. Lineage: Eukaryota; Ichthyosporea; Ichthyophonida.